CAGCCGUCGGUAUAAAAAACACGUCUUGAUCCCACAAUGCACUUCUGUAACUGACCUUUUCUUCCGGUUCGCCAAAUAGAUGAGGAACAGCCAUGGGCAAGUUUCUUAAGCCAGGCCGGGUCGUUCUCGUACUCUCUGGACGUUUCGCAGGACGCAAGGCUGUCAUAGUCAAGAACCACGAUGAUGGCAGUACUGACAGGACGUAUGGUCAUGCCCUCGUAGCUGGUGUAGCCACGUACCCUCGCAAGGUCACCAAGCGCAUGAGCAAGAAGCGCAUCAAGCAGAGGUCAAAGUUGAAGUCCUUCGUCAAGGUUUUCAACUACAAUCACCUCAUGCCAACUCGCUACUCCGUUGAUGUGAACAUAGACAAGCAGGUCGUCAACAAAGAUGCCUUCCGGGACCCCACAUUGAGACGCAAAGCCAAGCGUGAGGUCAAGGGCAAGUUCAUGGAAAGAUACAAGACUGGUAAGAACAAGUGGUUCUUCACCAAGCUGAGGUUCUAAAUGCUGGGACGUCGAGAGCGAAUCUAGGGCGGUCUGUAAAUUAUGUUUUUGCUGGCGUAAGAUUAUUGGUCAGUUAAUAAAAUAAAGGCACGUACAUUUAUUGUAGUGUAAAACAAA
Messenger RNA from Asterias rubens (European starfish), 620 nucleotides. RefSeq names its product 60S ribosomal protein L27-like. Lineage: Eukaryota; Metazoa; Echinodermata; Asteroidea; Forcipulatida; Asteriidae. Bases 93 to 503 code for a protein of 136 amino acids. The transcript has 5 exons. Gene Ontology annotation, biological process: translation. The record is from RefSeq and is a predicted model, not a curated record. Gene Ontology annotation, cellular component: cytosolic large ribosomal subunit; ribosome. Gene Ontology annotation, molecular function: structural constituent of ribosome.